Molecule: messenger RNA, 1005 nt
Organism: Brassica rapa (field mustard)
Lineage: Eukaryota; Viridiplantae; Streptophyta; Magnoliopsida; Brassicales; Brassicaceae
Product: beta-carotene isomerase D27, chloroplastic
Molecular function (GO): iron ion binding
Source: RefSeq, a predicted model, not a curated record
AGUAAAAUCAGAGUGCGUUGGUAGGGAAGAGCAGAAACAGAGAGAGGGAAAGAUCUUAUCCAUGGUGGCUAUUGCUAGUCUCCAAGCAAUUCAUCUCAACUUCGGGAGACGUGGCAGCAUCCGAUGUGGGAUCUCGGAGCCGAGCGGAGAGCCAGCUCCUGUAGGGCAGAAGACUAGAUACAACGAUGGCUUAGCUGAGAGAGUGUUCAUGGGACUGUUCGCGAGGAAGAUGGACAAGUUUGGUGGCUCGAAGAAGAAGAAUGAGAUGAAGGAGAAAGGGUUUUGGGACUACGACUACGAGAGCUUCGUUGAGGUUUCAAAGAGAGUGAUGCAGGGAAGAUCAAGGACGCAGCAGCAAGAGGUUGUGAGGGAGGUUCUUCUCUCCAUGCUUCCUCCUGGCGCUCCUGAACAGUUUAGAAAACUGUUUCCACCUACGAAAUGGGCAGCAGAGUUUAAUGCAGCUCUUACCGUGCCUUUCUUUCACUGGUUGGUUGGUCCUUCUCAGGUCAUAGAAGUGGAAGUGAAUGGGGUGAAACAGAGAAGUGGCGUUCGUAUAAAGAAAUGCAGGUAUCUGGAGAACAGUGGGUGUGUAGGAAUGUGUGUGAAUAUGUGCAAGAUCCCAACACAAGAUUUCUUCACAAAUGAGUUUGGCCUCCCACUCACCAUGAACCCAAAUUUUGAUGAUAUGAGUUGCGAGAUGAUAUACGGCCAAGCGCCUCCUGCCUUUGAGGAUGAUCCAGCCACCAGACAACCUUGUCUAGCAGACAUAUGUUCUAUGUCCAAUCCAAGCUCGCCAGUCUGCCCUAAACUACACGCAUGAAAGGCAUUGGAUCAGCCAGAUGUGUUUUUUCCAAGAGAUACAUUAUAUACUUUUUUACAAGCAUAUACAGAUAAAAGUCAACAAUGUAAAGAGUCUUGAUACUAGUUAGUAUUCUGUGUUAGUAUUCUAGUUGAGUUGUGAAAGUUUAUGAUACACAUACACUUGAGCGUAUACCUCUCUCUCCA